Messenger RNA from Thermothielavioides terrestris NRRL 8126, 1084 nucleotides. RefSeq lists its product as uncharacterized. Bases 738 to 983 code for a protein of 81 amino acids. The transcript has a single exon. The record is from RefSeq and is a predicted model, not a curated record. NCBI's taxonomy places the organism in Eukaryota, Fungi, Ascomycota, Sordariomycetes, Sordariales, Chaetomiaceae.
UGGUUGACAACCCCCGAGCCGCCGGCAGACACACCUUCAGGCUGUUGAUCCUGACAUGAAUGCUUACAAGUGGUGUGAGCAGGUUUCCUAUUCAUAGUGCCUAAGUAAUCAGUGAAGGCACGGUAGUUGACCUGCACUACAGCCCCGUACCCAGCAAGGCUGUUGAUACAAGACCGAUUCCGAUAGGUGUGUUGCAUGUUUUGUGGUGAUCCAGUGAGAAGUGUCCAGCCCAACACAACCGUCUUGAUUCAAUAUCCUGCUCCGCUGCCCAGACAUGAAACGGAUGGACCUUAGGUACUGAGAGUUCGCCAGCAAACCGUGCCUCGCCGCAGGACAGAGCGCGGCUGCAUGCUGCACUGUGGCGGGCAGUAACCUCAUCGUCGAGCUGUGGUCAACUGACUUGUGCAAGCAGAGCCCUGUCAGAACUGCCCGUGGGUCGAACGAAGGCAAGCCAAUGCAGGUGGCCGGGACGCAGCAGCCCAACAGCAUCUGUUGGGCGAGGCGUGCACUGAUUGGCAGGUUGGCUGUGUGGUGAAGCAGGCAGACUUGCUUGCAAAGUCGUUUGACAUGUAUGUACAUCUAUAACACACAGCAGUAUCCUGUGUACAAGGACCGUUCUCAAGGGGGUUGUUGUCAUCAUAGGACCGGCGAGCGAGCGAGUUGGGCGUCACAGAACGCAUCUGUUGUGUCCGAGUCGCUGUGCCGUUCUCUUCUCGACAACUCCGGAUUGCUUUCCCAUGCACACGCGCAAGGGAAUCGUGUGGAGCCUGGGAAAAAAUUUCCCAUCUUAUUCUUUCUUCUUCGCCUGCUCCUCGUUUGGUUCCUUGCAUCGGAGAAGGGCCGAUCAGCCAGAUAGAUCGCCCGCCCACGUCGAAGUGCCAGUCAAAGCGGGUGUUCCUGUGGCUUGCGUGGAUCGCAUCGUUGGCAUCAUUGGCUUCAUUGGCACGCCCGUGUCCGAGACAAUCGGAAGUGUCUUGGGGUGAGAUUCUUGUCUCAUCGCACUCCUACGCUCGCUGAUAAUUUCCGGAUGGUGACUGCGGGGGGCUGGCAAAAACAAAGGAUCGCGUUGCGCGCAGGAAGCUAA